Molecule: messenger RNA, 1300 nt
Organism: Aspergillus ibericus CBS 121593
Lineage: Eukaryota; Fungi; Ascomycota; Eurotiomycetes; Eurotiales; Aspergillaceae
Product: syntaxin family protein
Exons: 1
Coding region: 242-1030 (262 amino acids)
Biological process (GO): vesicle fusion; intracellular protein transport
Cellular component (GO): endomembrane system; SNARE complex
Molecular function (GO): SNARE binding; SNAP receptor activity
Source: RefSeq, a predicted model, not a curated record
AUCCUAUCCAUUCAUCCAUUCAGCCAUUCCUCCAUCGAUCUCGUCCGUCAGUCCCUGCAUCUUCCCUGUCAUCUGCACGCCUGCAGGCCUGCCAACAGCCGCGGUUCCGACAUCUCCGCAUUGCCUCGUCCACCACGCUAAGAGCCUCGCCCAACUCCUCCUGCUGCAACCCAUCAUCACAUCCACACACAUCCUCUCUCUCUCUCUCGCCACUUUCAACACCAUCCCAUCCUCCUCCGCCAUGCCAAAUCCCUCGCAACUCCUCCUCCUUGCCGACCACAUCAAACUCUCCCUGCUCGAACGGCAACGAGCCAUCUCCCUCGACCUCGAACCCAACAGCCAAGAUGGCGAGAUCUCACGCUCCCUCGACUCCUUAAAAGAGGGCAUCGACGGCGUCGAAGCCGAAUGCGCCCGACUCGAAGAAUCCAACGACGACAGCGCCGCCGAUAUGAGAGAUCAGCUCGGUCACCUCCACUCGCAGUACCGAGACCUGUCCUCCCAAUUCCGCGGCUCAGAUGUCGCAGACUCAACGGACGAUCCGGUCGAAUUCACCAACAUCAAGAACUCCUCGCCGGACCUGAAACAACCGGUCCCACAGCACCCGUCGUCCAAAUCCGUCCGGUUCAUGGAUUCCGCGGCCGAAGAAGAGGACGAUCUCAACCGUCGCAACCUGUUCCAGCCGUACCGCGACUCGCCCUCCCCGCAGGGCGUGGAUACCUCCGAUAUGUCCAAUCAGCAGGUCUACGAUCAUCAUGAACAGAUCAUGCGCGAUCAAGACGAGCAACUCGAUCGUCUGGGGGAAUCGAUCGGUCGACAGCAUCAGCUUAGUAUCCAGAUCGGGGAUGAACUCGAGGGCCAUGUUGCCUUGCUGGAUGAUAUGGAUGGUCAUGUGGAUAGACAUCAGGGUCGAUUAGACAAUGCGAGACGACGACUGGAUCGAGUCCGACGCAGUGCGGGCGAUAACUGGAGUAUGAUGACCAUCAUUGGACUGAUCAUCGUCCUGGUCAUUUUGAUCGUCCUGUUGAAAUAGCCGGCUGCCUAUCCUUCAUCGUCGUAUAUGAUCUUCUUUCGUUUUUGUCAUGACUGUGGACCGGCAUGUCUGGCGGCGUUACUUGUGGAUUGGAGUUGUCGAUUGGGAUGGAUUAUGGGCGUUAAUGUCAUACGUAUAAUGAAUGGGCUUGCACCUACACCUACACACCUGGAUACCAUCCAAGGAUCUGUUCCAAUACACUAUAUAUCAUUCUUUACAUAGUACGGAGGACAAUCUUUAGCAGAGUCAUCAAUCUCAUGCUUUUACCAU